GCAAAAAAUUGCGUUUAGAUUUCCCUUAAAAACUUGAUUUUUCUCGUAUUAUUUAAUUUUCGUGUCUCGUGGUAGUUGUCUCAAACACACCUCUAAAAAUUGGUGAGCCAAUGCCCGUGAAGGUUGAACCACCCCCACCGGCCAACUCGAAGCAAUUGGGUGUUCCAAAUGUAACCCUACUUUACAAUGGAAGUCGCUUCAAGGGUUCCCAGAAGUCUAAGGGCAAUUCCUACGACGUGGAGGUCGUGCUGCAGCACGUCGACGAGGAGAAUUCCUACCUGUGCGGAUAUCUCAAGAUCACUGGACUCACGUUCGAGUUCCCCACGCUGACAACCUUCUUCGAUGGCGAGAUCAUCUCGAAGAAGUACCCAUUCUUGACCAGGAAGUGGGACGCUGACGAGGACGUCGACAGGAAGCACUGGAGCAAAUUCUCGACAUUCGCCGAAUUCUACUCAAAGACCUUCAAUUCGGACAACUUUGACUAUGAGAAUUUGGCAAAUAGUGACUUUGUAUUUAUGCGAUGGAAGGAGCACUUCUUAGUACCUGAUCACACGAUAAAGGAUAUAAACGGAGCGUCGUUCGCUGGCUUCUACUACAUUUGCUUUCAGAAGUCGAAAGCCACGAUGGAAGGCUACUAUUAUCACAGAUCGUCGGAAUGGUUUCAGUCGCUGCAUCUCGAACACGUUCCCGACAAGUGUAUCCAAAUCUAUGAGUUUAGAUAAAAUGCCAGCGAAGCGCCGGAGAGAAGAAAAGAAAAGAAAAAAGGGGAGAAAAAACACCUCCAAAAGUUUCACAAACAAACAAACAAGAAAAAUAUCCUGAUCAGAAACGAAUUAAUUGUAACACUUCGUCUUCUAUAUAUAUUUUUUAAUUUUAUUAAGACUAUAUAAUUUUGGUGUCUUUUUUUUUGAUGUUUUAAUUAACUUCUGCUGUCAUGAGUUUAACUUUUAUCAAAUUAAAAUGCAACUUUAUUUUGUACGUAAAACUAUCAAGAGAAAAGGCAAAAAGAAAGAAAAUGAAAGGAUUUUUACAAAAGGAGAUUCUGUGUAGAGAAAUUUCUACUUUGAUAAAUUGUGUAUCAAGAAGAAAGGAAGGAAAAUGUUGAGGAGGGAAUAAUUCUUGAAGAAAUGAUGAUGUUACAAGUGAGAUGUUGAAGCUAUUUAUUUGACCCAACAAUUCAUCCAAUUGACGCUGUUUUUCUCUUCAAUUUCUGCCGUGUCUUUCUGACUCAAUAAUUUCUGUUCCUCAAAACAUAUCACAAAGACACGCCUCUUUCUGUAAAAAAAAAAUUAAUUAAGCGCCACUUUGACCGCGAAAUCAUUGAGGACCACACCUCGACUGUUGAGUGAGUGUGUGUGAAAUUAUUUAAUUUAGCCACGCUUUAAAAUCCUCCUUCCGGAAAUAAUGCCGCGGAAGCACGAAAAGGGAAAGCAGAAAGUGACAAGAAUGCGUAAUAAUUGCAAAAUACACAUUAUUGUGGGUGUUUUUGUGAAGAAAUUCACUUGUAUUUAUUGGCCUAGAGGAGCAGAAUCGCCGUCUUAGUGGUGCAAAAAUGCCUCCUUAGCAAGGAUGAGAUUAUACAAGUUUCCUUUUGCCUCACAGCAUGCAAUCAAUCGUUACCAAGAAGUUUUGAUGAUGUUGAUGGAAAAAAUAGGGCAGAAAAGCAUUCAUUUCAGCGCACAUUUCAACAACAACAAAAAAAAUAUUGUAAAAGGAAGAAAGAAAUUUAAAAAUAACACUUAAAUUAAACUAUGGCGCGAUUUUUUCAGUGCGACAUUUCUGUGUUUUGCUAAUCAUAGCGAGAAAAAAAAAACAAGCAAAAAGGUAGAGAAAAAAAAAACAAGUUAUCAUCAUUCAAGUCUAAUUGUAGAAAAAUUGAGGAACUUUGGUGAAGAGAUAAGGAAAUAACAAUGAAACGAAAUAAAAAUAUUUGAGAGUGAAAAGCAAUUGAUUAAGAGAGAAGAAAAAAAAAGAAUUCUAGAAUCGCAUCUUCACCAAAAGACAAUAAGAAAAAUUAUUAAGUGUGUAAUCAAUAUACGAUUUUACUGAGAAUAUUUUCUCUAUUUUUUUUUAUCUUAGACAAACAAAAAAUGUGUCCUUUUUUUUUGUUCUUCAUUUUAUUCCGUUUGUUCGUCGCGCACACACAGAAAAAAAGAGAAACUCAAAAUGAUGCAUAAUUUCGACUAAGUUAGAAAGAACAGAAAACUUUGUUCAUGAAAGUAAAAAUAAUAAUAAAAAAAAAUGAUAUUAUACAUAAAUUAUAAAUUGAGAUAACAAGAGAAUAAA
This is a messenger RNA of Phlebotomus argentipes, 2286 nucleotides long. Its product is annotated as glucose-induced degradation protein 4 homolog. The coding region runs from base 111 to 722 and encodes 203 amino acids. The record is from RefSeq and is a predicted model, not a curated record. Gene Ontology annotation, cellular component: extrinsic component of membrane; GID complex. The transcript has 4 exons. NCBI's taxonomy places the organism in Eukaryota, Metazoa, Arthropoda, Insecta, Diptera, Psychodidae. Gene Ontology annotation, biological process: protein targeting to vacuole; negative regulation of gluconeogenesis; protein catabolic process in the vacuole.